Messenger RNA from Centrocercus urophasianus (Greater sage-grouse), 3415 nucleotides. It is a transcript of the gene TNFRSF11B, whose product is annotated as TNF receptor superfamily member 11b. The transcript has 11 exons. The coding region runs from base 1435 to 2619 and encodes 394 amino acids. Gene Ontology annotation, molecular function: protein binding. The record is from RefSeq and is a predicted model, not a curated record. Gene Ontology annotation, biological process: signal transduction. NCBI's taxonomy places the organism in Eukaryota, Metazoa, Chordata, Aves, Galliformes, Phasianidae.
UCUUCCCCUCCACACUACUCGUGCCAGACACUAAACUCAACGGACAUCAGCCCUAUCUACUUCAACACAUCUUCCGCACACGCUAAAUGCACUUGAAGGAGUUCGCACAGAACCCGUAACACGACCAGCGCAACUUUUCAGGGUCGGUUCUUGGGUGCGAAGCUCGCACACAGCCGCCCCGGCACGGCUGCACGCACAGCUCCGCCUUUCCCCACACGGCCGCUCACAAAAUGGCAGCUUCCAAGCCAGAUCCCCUGCCGUUAUGAUGUGAUCUCCAAGACCCAUAGACUACAGUGGUCUGAAUGAGGAAUCAAACCUACACUGACUGAAUCUAUCUGGAAAGGAAUGACUGCCUGUUAGCACUAGGAAGUUAUUCACAGACAGCACGUGCUUUCCUCUAAGGAGGAUCUGUGGUGAGGAAUGAGUCAUGCACUGUGAGUCUUCCCUGUGUGUGGAUGCCAGGACCUUGGUGCCACUCUCUGCUGACUCCAUCAGAUGCGAUGACCAUCCCUGCUGUCAUCCCAUGCCACGUGUAUGCGUUCAGCACAAAUGCCAAACAGUUCUACAUCUUGUAUCCCAAAAGCUGAGUGAUGGCACCGUGCAUCACAGAGAGCAACCUUCAUCCUGAAACACUGCAGUUCUCACCGGUGAACUCUUUUGGCACAUAACGAUGCAGGUCUUUGAAAUAGCUAUGAGAAGGGUGUGCACAUACAAAUGUGGUAGAAGAAAAAGGAGGGAGCAGGAGUUCCACAGAACUGCUUUUCCAGAGAUCUUAAGCAUCCCAGAGAUCCAGAGGAGCAGAGGAAAGCUGUGACAGCUUGGCAGCACCACAGCCAGUGUGCCUGUAGCUCCACUGCUGCCAGUGCAGCGGCACAGGGCACGCAUAUUCUUCCACUUGCAAUCCACAGAGAGAGGUGUGUGAUACAGAAAGGGGAAUUUGGCUCCAAGGCUCUCAAGCUUCAAUGUUAAACAAAAAAAUGAGUCAACUCUGAUUCAGUCCCAACACAGCACCUGGCUCUGAGAGCAUCCACUGCUUGUCCUGAUUCUUCAAACCAUGUGUCCAACAGCUUUACCUACACAGCUACCUCUUUGAUUUGCAGCCUUCUGUAUCCUUGUUGGUUGGUUGGUUUGUGCUUUUAUGUUAUUGUGUGUUUGUUACUUUUUUUUUGUCUCCAUGUGUGAAAAUAUUAUAGGUUCUUUUGUAAACGCAUUCAAAGUGAUUUUCCAGUCACUACAGCUAACUUGUGGUAAUUCUGGCCUUGUAGGCCAAACAUAUGAAAAAGAUUGUUCCAGUAAGGUCUCCAUAAGUUGAUCAAAGCCUGCUGAAGUUGAACAUGUAGAACUGUUUGGUUGGUGACUGAGCUGGAGAAAACUCUCAAAGAAGGCUGCCAUUCCAAUAUACGAAGAACUGUAACAUCUCUUUUUCGGAAGAAAAUGAAGCUCUUGGACAUCUCGGUCAAGUGGAGCAUCCAGGACAUCUCUCCCCCCAAGUAUCUCCAUUACGACCCGGGGACAUCUCGUCAAGUGAUGUGCAACCAGUGCCCACCUGGGAGCUACGUAAAGCAGCACUGUACAGCUGCCAGCCCCACGGUGUGUGCCCCAUGCCCAGAUCGGUACUACGCUGAAGACUGGAACAGCAACGACGAGUGCCAGUACUGCAGUGCUGUUUGCAAAGAGCUGCAGUACGUCAAGCAGGAGUGCACGAGCACGCAGGACCGCGUCUGCGAGUGCAUUGAAGGCCGGUACUUGGAGCUGGAGUUUUGCUUGAAGCACACGGAGUGCCCUCCUGGGUUUGGUGUUGCACAGCCAGGUACUCCUGAGAGUGACACUGUUUGUAAAAGAUGUCCAGAUGGAUUUUUCUCCAAUGAAACAUCAUCCAAAGCAGUCUGUCAAAAGCACACAAACUGUAGUGCUCUGGGUUUCAAAACAGCAUUAAAAGGAAAUGCAGUUCGUGACAACAUCUGUCAGGAAAAUACAGAUACAUCACCUCAGAAAUGUGGAAUAGAUGUAACCCUGUGUGAAGAGGCUAUGUUUAGGUUUGCUGUUCCUACUCAUCUCACACCCAACUGGCUGAACACCCUUGCGGACAAUUUGCCUGGGACAAAGAUCAGCACAGAAAAUAUUGAACAGAUUAAACAAAGGCACAGUUCACAAGAGCAGACCUUCCAGGUUUUGAAAUUAUGGAAGCAGCAAAACAAGGAACAGGAUACGGUCAAAAAGAUUAUUCAAGAUAUUGAUCUUUGUGAAAAUAGCGUCUUAAAGCAUCUCGGCCAACCAAAUCUCACCUUUGAACAUCUCAACACACUGAUGGCCAGUUUGCCAGGCAAGAAAGUGGGAAAAGAAGAUAUCGAGCGCACAAUGAAACUGUGUCAACAUGCAGAGCAAGUUCUGAAACUUCUCAAUCUGUGGAGAAUAAAGAAUGGAGACCAGGACACCAUUAAAGGUUUAAUGUAUGGACUGAAGCACUUGAAAACAUACCACUUUCCAAAAAGGAUCAUCCAAAGUCUGAAGAAAGUCAUUAAGUUUCUUCACCGAUUUCCAGUGUACAGAUUAUACCAGAAACUCUUUUUAGAAAUGGUAGGAAAUCAACUUAAAUCAGUGAAAGUAAGAUGUGUCUAAUUCAAGUUAUUUUUUAUUCUCCACUGACAAUUUUUGCCUAAUUACUGGCAGCAGUAAUUAAACUGGAACGUUGUUUCCCUACAUUAUCUCUUUCUAUUUAUAAAAAUGCCAGACUGGAAUAGCUCUACGUCUUUUGCAGUGUUCUUGGAGGUUUUUUAUUGUGUUGUUUGUUCGCUCAGUUGGUUUUGGUUUUUUGUUUUGUUUUGUUUUGUUUUUUUUCUUAAUCAAUUUUUGUAAAAGCUAUUAGCCCUGUUGGUAACACUAAGAGCCUGAUUCUGCAUUUUUGCACAUUCAGAGUUGAAAAGCCCCACUAUAGUCCCUAAAGGAGAAAAGAAUGCUGGACCAGGCUCUAAUGCAGUAUUUGCUAUUUAUAUUCUUUGAGAUAUAAACAUUUUUGUUGUACAUAUUUAUUAAGUUAAAUGGAAAUUGUUUGAGACUGAAUUUGGGGGAGAGAAAUGAAAAGCACACUGUAUAUUUUCUAGUUAAACAGAAAUGAUCCCAUAUAUUUUUCUGGCAAAAUUUUGUAGCAUGCUCUAAAAAAUGUUUAUUUCUUUACAUUUGGUAUUUAAAAAAGUAUUAUUACUUAGUUUUAUUUGUAUAACUUGUGUUAUCUUUGGGUAGGGAUGUUUUAAUUUAUCCAAUGAUUUUAUCUCAAAUGUGGUGAAAAUAUAAGUGACCUGAAUAUUUAAAUAUUCUGUGAGGAAGUGAAUGUAUCGUAUUUAAGAAGCUGGAUUUUUACAUAGAGUUUCAUAAUCUUAUUUUAUAAAACAAUUAAAUUUUUCAGAUUGCUUUUUGA